CAAAACUUAAAAAAAUGACCUAACAGAAGAAAACAUUAAAAAACGACUGUCGCUAGAAAACUACUUCUAAAUCUAAAAAUGUGUUUUUAAUAAUAGUUUGAAAAACUGAAACGUUAUCUAUAAAUGAAUAUAAUAGUAGCUUAACCUGAGUCAUCCUAACGGAUGCUCUUAUGAUCUCGGCAAAAUACAAAUAACCUCCAAACACAUGUACGGUAAAAUAACAAUAGUUAGUAGAGUAGUUAGAAUAAAUAAUACCCGUUGCUACUCCAAGGACAGUAGUAAAAAAUUGUUGGAAUUUCUAGCCAGCAUGCCAAAAGGUAAUUCGGAAAGAAUUUCCGGCGCACAACGUCAAAGACAACUAAUAACAAAAAAGUCUGAAAAAUAUGGCCCCAGUACAGUUUACUUACAAGUGCUCGGUUCUGGGGCUAGAGGAGCUCCUAAUACCCUUUAUUUAUUUACUGAUCAAAAACGUUACUUAUUUAACUGUGGUGAAGGCAGUCAGAGGCUUGCCCAUGAGCAUAAAGUGAAAUUAUCAAGACUGGACCAUAUUUUUAUUACAAACAAGACUUGGAAGAACAUUGGAGGCCUUCCUGGUCUGUCACUUACACUUCAGGAUGUCGGAGUGCCAAAUAUAACCUUACAUGGACCUGAUGGAUUGGAUGAAUUAUACAAUGCAACCAAAAGGUUCGUCAUUAUGAAAGAAAUGAACGUUACAAUGGCCAAAUGUAGCCCCAGCACUGACUUUGAGGAUAAUGUAAUGACUGUGAAAUAUGUUCUCCUGGGACAACAGGAUAAAAUUUUCAAAACGGAUUCAACACCUAUUGCUAAGAGACCAAAGCUUGAUGGUUCUCCGGACAGUGAAUUUGAGGAAUUUAUUCAUGACGAUACUGACUAUUAUGGGAGAGAACCUAAAAACCCACAGGAGCAUAAGAAUAAACAAUCUAAAACAAAACACAAGGUUCCUAGCAAAGAUCCUCUUAAGGUAAAGAAUGAAAAAGUUUUGAAUGAACUUCAAAAUCAUAGUCAUUGUACUGUGGCGUACAUUUGCACAUUAAAGAAACGUCUUGGUACCCUCAUUCUAGAGAAAUGUGUAGAAUUGGGUGUCAAACCAGGGCCUAUGUUGGGGCAGCUGAAGAGUGGUCAGGAUGUAGUUUUACCUGACGGUAAAAUUGUAAGGUCAAAAGACGUCAAGACACCUGAUGAUCCUGGACCAGUUUUUAUUGUGCUGGAAGUACCGGAUUUGUCGUAUUUGAAGGAAGACGACUUUGCUGCACAUUUCGACAAUGGUACUAACCCACCUGAGAGUGUUCCCGCAGUUAUAGUGCAUUACACAACUCCACACGUUUUUAACCAUCCAACUUACCGCGCCUUCAUAUCGAAAUUCGGGUCAUCGACCCGCCACUUAGUCCUGAACACUCAGAACGCUUGUCUCGGCUCGGAGGCAGUCCAUCGCUCACAACAACGCCUACACCUGCUAGACGCAGAUAUGUUUCCGCUACUAAGGGACGCGUCCAUACCCGCGCUGUGGGCCCCCGGCCGCCCGGGCCCCCAGCUGGAGGGGGCCCGGCUGAGGGGCCUCGAGGAAUUGAAGAACAAGAUCGCUGUCGCGCAGUUCCAGAACAUUAUAAACAUGGAGGGUUCCGGGGGAGACGCUGACUUGAACGCGACAGAUUCGUCUGCGAAGCUUGACCUCAUAGCUGGACGCACGCUUAUGAUGAUCCACUUGAGGCCUAAGAAAGAACUUGAUAGAUCUGCAGAACCCAAACUCCACAUACAAGAAUACAUUCAAGAAGCGAUGGACGUAGACGGAUUUGUUGAAAGUCUUGAACAUUUCCGGAAAAUAGUUGAAAACAUUCGUUACGGUAAAAACCACGUUCAAAAGGAGUACCCAAAGGUCAUUUUUCUCGGAACGGGGUCUUGUAUACCGAGCAAGACUAGAAAUACCAGCGCAAUCGUUCUCCAAAUUGACGAAAAUAGUUCCAUGUUACUGGACUGCGGUGAAGGCACAUUCGGGCAACUUGUUCGCUUCUUUGGACCCAAACGAGUUAAUGCCUUCCUGAGGACACUGAAGGCUGUGUAUAUUUCACAUUUACAUGCAGAUCAUCACAUUGGUUUAAUAGGUGUUCUACAAGCGCGUCGUGAGGCCUUGGAAGAAGUUAGUUCUGCAACACCCCCCACCCCGUUAUACUUACUGGCGCCCGGACAGAUCGUGAGCUGGCUGUCCGUGUACGACCAGCGAUUUGAGAGCAUACGGGCUGACUUCACUCUCAUACCUAACCAGAGUUUGUUGGAAGACAAACAAAUCGAAAGCACGAACCCGGAGAUGACGUCAGCAGUUCUGGCCAGUAUUGGAGUCCAGGGUAUCAGGACCUGUCCAGUGUACCACUGCCCUAAUGCCUUCGGCGUGGCCAUACAAGUGGAUCAGGAAUAUAAAGUGACCUACUCCGGAGAUACCAUACCCUGUGACAACCUUGUUAAAAUUGGUAAAAAUUCAACUCUUCUGAUCCAUGAAGCAACAAUGGAAGACGAUUUAGCAGACGAAGCUCGUACUAAAAUGCACUCGACAACUUCUCAGGCGAUAGACAUCGGGAAGGAGAUGAACGCCAAGUAUACUGUACUCACUCACUUCAGUCAAAGAUACGCGAGACUGCCGAGACUAAAUCCUCACAUAUUGAACGAUAAUAACACUGUUGGAAUCGCCUUUGAUAACAUGCAGAUAACUAUGAGCGACCUAGAACUCCUUCCUCACAUAUAUGCUCCUUUACAACUAAUGUUUGCCGAACAUUGUGUGGAAUUAGAAUUAAAAGCGGCGCAACGAGCGCGACAAAAGGAAAAACGGCCAUUGUCUCCUAAUCUGCCCACUUCCGGUGCUAUCCGGAAUUAUUCAACAGAUAAAAAACAAGAUGCCAUAGAGAAUAAUGGAACGAUAGAUAAUAUGGUCAUAGAUAAACAAAACGGUGAAGAUUUUACAAGUAAUGACUCUAGUAACAGCAGUUAGCUGAUAGUUUUAAUUUGAAUUAGACUUGCUUUUCAUCAAUGAGAUAUCGGUUGUAAUUGUAAUUAAUUGUUAUUUUUAUACUUUUAAGCUAUUAAUAUCCGGUCAUUGAAAUGAUGAAGCCAUAUUGUCUCAUUUUAUUCUCAGUAGUUUAAUAAUUGAUCUUCAACAUCAUCUAUUAGCAAAAGUUGCUAAUUUCAUCAAUAGUGUGUUACAUAGUUAUGUAUAACACAUAAUAUCAGUGUAAUAUAUUUUUUUAUUGUUGAAAGAAAAA
Messenger RNA from Melitaea cinxia (Glanville fritillary), 3269 nucleotides. It is a transcript of the gene RNaseZ, whose product is annotated as ribonuclease Z, mitochondrial. The transcript has 15 exons. NCBI's taxonomy places the organism in Eukaryota, Metazoa, Arthropoda, Insecta, Lepidoptera, Nymphalidae. The record is from RefSeq and is a predicted model, not a curated record. The coding region runs from base 206 to 2998 and encodes 930 amino acids. Gene Ontology annotation, molecular function: 3'-tRNA processing endoribonuclease activity. Gene Ontology annotation, cellular component: mitochondrion. Gene Ontology annotation, biological process: mitochondrial tRNA 3'-end processing.